Messenger RNA from Linderina pennispora, 386 nucleotides. RefSeq lists its product as uncharacterized. Lineage: Eukaryota; Fungi; Kickxellomycota; Kickxellomycetes; Kickxellales; Kickxellaceae. The transcript is spliced from 4 exons. The record is from RefSeq and is a predicted model, not a curated record. The coding region runs from base 26 to 358 and encodes 110 amino acids.
CCGCCGCCUGGAGUGGACAAACUCAAUGCAGUCGUCUGUAACUCUCGUUGCUGUAGAGGGAGCCGUCGCCGCCGCACAGCAGGAGGAAAGAGCAUACCUGGAGAACUCGCCAACCUCGGCCAUGGCACCCGAGCGGCGGCCACACUCAACGCAGACUCCCAACAGCCUGUCGCACACAACCGGGUCUUCUGCUAGAGCACGUCGGCAGAGCGCGCCGGGCUAUGUUGCUAGCACAGCGCGGGUCGCCCGGUCGAACUCUGAGCAGACCUACUCCACCAAAACCGCACAUGGGCUUGCAAGCCGGCUCAAGCGCAAGCUCAAGGGCGUGAACUCGUACUACUCGGUCUCUACCCACUAACCUAAUGUCAAUGGGGUGCUGGUCACGA